AUGAUAGUUUCCGGAGUCACGGCUGAAGACGAAGAAAUGUGUCUGGUCCGUGCAGGAGAGUCAGUAUUACUCAGUUGGUGUUUGGACGAGAUUGGUCGUCACGCGGGCAACGAGCUUUGGCGGCUUUCCUCUGGGUCCACGUCGGAUGGGGCAGGUUCCGUUGAGAAAGGACCUGUUAUAGCGGAGUUCGUGCACGCAUUGACGGGCGCAGUGUUGCAAGUAGCUCGACGCAACCGGGUGAUGUUGGUCCCUCCUGAGGAAACGGAAAGUGGGAGACCGCGGAAACGGAUAGUGUUGAGUGAAAAUAACGAACUAGUUCUGGAACCGGAACUGGAAGAGCCGAUGUGUGUCUCAUUGGAAGGUACUCCAGCACGGAGCGGUGUUAAUCGGGUGUUAAAGAAACCCAUUAGUUCCUCCGGUGCCGAUCUGAGUGCCGAACACCCUCCUGAACUCGCUAAUGAUGGGAACCUGGAAACCUACUGGCUCAGUCGGACCAGCAAGGUCCGUAAAUUCUCCGUCUCGCUUAUUCUGUCACUGGAGGCACUGGACACCGAACAGGAUGACAGUGGUCAGGUGUCAGGAGGUCAGGUGUCAGGAGGUCAGGUGUCAGGAGGUCAGGUGUCAGGAGGUCAGGCGUCAGGUGGGGGUCAAAGUUCUGGGCGGAAAGCUUAUUCGUUUGUCGUGGAAUGGCAACGACCAGCGUCUGUCUUUAGUCUUGCCGGUUCCACCGACGGUGUACACUGGGUGGCUAUCCAGACCGUAUAUGGGAACCGACAGAUGAAAUCUUCCGUCACUCUCAACCCCCUCAUUCACACAUAUCCAUUCUACAAACUGGAACUUAGCACUGCCAGCAAAAUAGCCUCUGGUGGGGCUCGUCUGUAUCAGUACGGCAUCAAGGAGAUAGCCGUCAACUUCUACCCCCUGGCCCUCACCGUCGAGCCUUGUGAAGAGGCACGCGCCCAUGGUGACACCCGCCAGUUCUUCUUCCUCGUCGCCGUUGAGCGCUUCGACCGUGACCUCAUGGACCAAACUCAUGCCAUGACCAGCGCCUACGAUGACCAGAUCAACGCCCUGGCCACCUCCCUGUCCAGGCUUGAAGACCUGGACGAUCCAAGCCCUGCGGAAAACUCCAAUGCGACUGUCUCCAGUCCGAUGACUAUGGACACCUGUCAGGCCCUUAUGGAAGAUCUCAAGGCAACGGCCCGGGACCAAAAGGAGUCGAUACAACGCAUCCAGGGCUAUCUCGAUAGCAGCAAAAGCUUGGCCGCCAGCCACACCUAUCCGGACCGCUGCAGUGAUCGAUCCAAAGUCCGAGCACAACUGAGACGGGAAAAUUCGCAGUCGUCCAUCUACGUGGACACAAAAGGGUACUUCUCCCUCAAACCACGGUGCAUGACCGGCGGACCCCGAUCCCGGCAGGCAAGCACUCCCUCGAUAGUGAGAGUCCUUUGUCCUUCAUUGAUUGACGAGAGUGGAAGCCAGAGUAGCAAUGUUGGAAUUAGUUUAUGGACCAACAAUAUACGUCCUGGCUUUAGUUAUGUAGCUAGCAUCAAAAGCCGCCAGGAUAUAAGCGACGGCUGUUCAUCACUCGGAAUGAUCCCGGUGCGGCUGUCUAGUGUUUCGAUGGACUUUGUAGCGCAAUUAAUUCAGAGCACACACGUGUGUGCUGGGCUCAGACCGAUCUUUAUUCCGUUGGCGUAUGCUCAGGACGUGGUGGGCACGUCUUGGAAGGAUUUUUCUGACGCUGAUGUGACUGAGAUUGUCUCCAAGUUAGCGGGGGUUGAUCCCAGUGGAGGGAGAAUAGCGUUAUCGGAAGAGCCUUUGUUUGGAUAUGACUGCGAAAAGUUUGUAUUUCAAAACUGGUCUAAUGCUCGCUUCGGUGGUGUGGUCUGCUCAGAAGAGGUUUUGCCGAUCGAGCCAAGCGCAGCUGCGGUCGUACUAUGUACAGAUACAUUUUCAGAUAUCGCCUUCAAUGACGGCAACAUAGUGAGUUGUGCAAACGAUUGUGUGCCCCGUUAUUUGCAGCUGAAAGAUGUGUCCUUCAUUAACAGCUUAAUAACUGGGAACAAUAAGAAUGGUUACAGCGCGGAAUCCAGUAUUUGUUUUGCUGCAUACCACGGCAAUGCAAUCGAACGAGACCAGGAUUACACGUUGCUUCAGAUCAGGGUGAGCGAAGGAUCGGUGGAUGCGUUCACGGGUACGACCUCGAAUGGUCUGACGAGCAAUGGAAACAGUAGUCCAGGAUAUGGUUCUUAUAAGGUGAGCUUGGUUCGUAGUCCGUGUGCUGAGCCGGGUUCUGAAAAGCUAGUUAACCGUUUGGCUGCCAUCUCUGACCCCGUGCCGCCAGUUGCAAACUACGAUUCGAUUACAGACCAGGCUCAGCUGGUGGCAGCCAGUCUCGGUGGUGCCACUGAAUGGGUAUACAGCCCACGCGAUUCUAAUAUGAAUCAAUUGGCGGUGAAGGCGGUGGUGGGCAAACAAGCGGAGACAUAUGACAGCAUUAAUGACGCUCGCACCAAGGCGAUUCUAAAGACGAACGAGGAGGCAUUGAUGGCUGCACGCGGUAAAGUAAAGCCUUUGGAGAUCGCAGCCAUGUCCAUAUGGCGACAUUUGGAGCGCGUCUCUCUCCGAGCGGCGACCCUGUUUACGAAUUUAAACUACAAGUUAUCAGCAGUCAUGACCGGUUACGAGGGUAGCAAGAGCCAGCUAACUCUCUAUCAAAAAAAGAGCGCGCGUGUGCACGGCUACAAUUCGUUCAAAUGGGAUGCCGGGCUUUAUGAAAACUUCUAUCACCAAUUCGCGUCCGUCUCCAUUCCCGAGUCUUCCCCCGAGUCUUCUCUAACGGGAGGUUCCCUAAUGGAAGGCUCUGUAGGUAACUUCGCAAAUAACACAACAGCCGGCAGCCCGGCGCAGUUGUCUGUAACUUUGAACAACUUCGGCACGUACAGUUUGGAGGACUUUGCCGCGUUGAACCUAGGUUCACUGGACAGUUCUGCGUUGUCAGAUACAAGUGUAAUCGCUUAUUCGCCGAACAGUCAGUACGGAGUGCCCGUCAUUCCGUGUCCAGACGGGUCGGGCGGUACGACGUACAUGUUUGUGGGUGUGUUACUUUCCUUGCGUGAUGUUGCGGCAUAUGAUGGCGUUUUCUCAGCCAAGUUCUUCCUACCACGGGACUCCUUUAGUCAAGCCCGUGCGCGGAUCGGUGUCAUAGGUAAAAUGCGCAAUGCUGAAAACCUCCUCGCGGCCGUAAUCGAAAAUGUGGACGGUGGUCGCGCCGCCAUUUACAGUGUCCAGGCCGGUCGCGAGACACUGCUCGGCGCCGUACCCUGGGCUCCCGGCUGGACUGAAAAUGCCUGGUUCGAACUAGCCCUCCGCAGCCGUCGAGACCGCUUUGCCCUCUUCGUCCGAGAUUUCGGCUCUGAACCCCCCUCACCAUACGUCCACCUGCUCACCGUCCAGAGCGAACUACACGCAGGCAGCGGAAGUCUCGGAGUCGUCACCAACCUCCCCAAUGCCUUCGUCGUCAGCGACAUGCGCUACCAAGCCGGCAACUGUCAACUACCCGACCAAAAGUUCUCUGACAGCACAUCGGUACAAACUGGAGCCGUGGUCAGAGCGGACCACAGACUGGUCGCCCCACCUGUAUGUUCGCGGCUCUAUGAGGAUUGGCAGAAUCCCUCCCGUCACUGGUCUCACACGGGGCCUGGCGUGUGGAGAGUUGCCGCAAUCGAAGGCAAACGGGCCGUCCAGCAACGAAUCAGCCACCAGGAAGAAAGUGCCCUCGUACUCCGGUCUCCUCGCCGCUGCGAACGCGGCACGCUCCAGUUCAGUUACUACAGCCCUUGCCCUGCCACCGUCACCGUCCGCUUCCACCACUGGUUCCUCACACUCUCACCCGACCGCGUGGCCGCAGGCGCCGCCACCGCUGCCGUCACAAGAGCUUCCAGCACCUACGAGAUGCCCCUGGAGUCGUGGAUCGACGUCCGACUCUCCGUCAGCGACACGCUCCUUGUCUUCAACGAUUCCAACGGACACAAACUCCAAGCUUCUGCCGAGGCUACUGUACCGGCACCGGGUGACGUGGCCAGUGUCCCGAAACAGGACCUGGCCACCGCCGCGCCACUACCGGACGCAGCGGCCGCACCAAUACAGGACAUGUCUGCACAGGACACGUCUGCGGCACCACCCCCGGCUGAGCUAGAGACAUCUUCUCUCCAGGCAACCGCCUUUCCUGUGCAGACUGCCUCCUCGCAACCGUCUCUACCGCUGGCCAUCGGCGUUGCCGGGUGUGGCGGGACGUCCUUUGCAGCACUGUCGCUUUCGCCGGCCCUACCCCAAGAUGUGUUCGCGAACACCCUCGUCCUGCCCUCCCUGGCGCCGCCUCCCAUGAUGCUGCAGAAACAUCGGACCCGACAGGUGGGCAAGAGCCUUUCGGACUCUGGGCGUCCGGACCCCAGGCUUGUGGACUCUGGGCGUUCCAGCGGGGAGACGGAGCUUGUGGACUCUAGGUCGUCCAAUUGGCUUUCGUUACUUUCGAACCGCUUUGUUCGAAGUGACUUAUGA
Molecule: messenger RNA, 4563 nt
Organism: Gregarina niphandrodes
Lineage: Eukaryota; Apicomplexa; Conoidasida; Eugregarinorida; Gregarinidae
Product: LCCL domain protein
Exons: 1
Coding region: 1-4563 (1520 amino acids)
Source: RefSeq, a predicted model, not a curated record